GUGCUCUCAGAAAUGGAAGAGUUCAGGAACUUGGACAGUGACAUCGAGGGCUCUGCAAAGCGAUGGAAAAAGUUUGUGGAGUCCGAGGUGCCGGAGAAGGAGGUGUUCCCCAAGGAGUGGAAGAACAAGUCGGCCCUGCAGAAGCUGUGCAUGCUGCGGUGCAUGCGGCCAGACAGGAUGACCUACGCCAUCAGGAACUUUGUGGAAGAGAAGAUGGGGAGCAAGUUUGUGGAAGGAAGGAGCGUAGAGCUCUUCAAGGCGUACAAGGAGAGCAGCCCCUCUACGCCCUUGUUCUUCAUUCUCUCCCCUGGCGUCGACCCCCUGAAAGACGUGGAGGCCCUGGGCAGAAAGCUGGACUUCACCAUCGACAACGGGAGGAUCCACAACGUGUCGCUGGGGCAGGGCCAGGAGGCCGUGGCAGAACGGGCCCUGGAGCUGGCGGCCACACAGGGGCACUGGGUCAUCCUGCAGAACAUCCACCUGGUGGCCCGGUGGCUGCGCACGCUGGAGAAGAUGGUGGAGCAGUACAGCCUGGGCAGUCACGCUGACUACCGGGUGUUCAUGAGUGCCGAGCCAGCCCUCAGCCCCGAGGCACACAUCAUCCCGCAGGGACUGCUGGAAAACGCCAUCAAAAUCACCAACGAGCCGCCGACGGGCAUGUACGCCAACCUGCACAAAGCCCUCGACCUCUUCACCCAGGACACGUUAGAGAUGUGCAGCAAAGAAAUCGAGUUCAAAUGUGUCUUGUUUGCGCUCUGUUACUUCCAUGCGGUAGUGGCGGAGCGGCGCAAGUUCGGCGCUCAGGGCUGGAACAGAUCUUACCCCUUCAACAACGGUGACCUGACCAUAUCGAUUAACGUCCUGUACAACUACCUGGAGGCUAACCCCAAGGUGCCAUGGGAUGAUCUCCGGUACCUCUUUGGUGAAAUCAUGUACGGGGGGCACAUCACAGACGACUGGGACCGCCGGCUGUGUCGGACUUACCUGAGCGAAUACAUCCGUAUGGAGAUGCUGGACAGGGAAGUGUACUUAGCUCCAGGGUUUUUGAUCCCUCCCAGCUUGGAUUACAAGGGUUACCACGAGUACAUCGACGACAACCUGCCGCCGGAGAGUCCCUACUUGUACGGCCUUCACCCCAAUGCAGAAAUUGGCUUCCUGACUGUCACUUCAGACAGGCUUUUUCGGACAGUGUUAGAAAUGCAGCCCAAAGAAUCAGAUGCUGGAGGAGGCUCAGUUGUCUCCCGAGAGGAAAAGGUGAAGUCAGUCCUAGAUGAGAUUAUCGAAAGGCUGCCAGAGCCAUUCAAUAUGGCAGAGAUCAUGGCGAAAGCGGUGGACAAGACCCCCUAUGUUGUAGUUGCCUUCCAGGAAUGUGAAAGAAUUAACAUCUUGACCCAAGAAAUCAGGCGCUCUUUGAAAGAAUUAGACUUGGGACUAAAGGGAGAGCUAACGAUUACAUCAGAUAUGGAAGAGAUGGCAAAUGCUCUCUUCUAUGACAACGUUCCUGAAUCCUGGACACGUUAUGCCUAUCCCUCUCUCCUUAGCUUAGGAGCCUGGUAUGCAGACCUGCUCCUUCGGAUUAGGGAACUGGAAGUCUGGACAACGGACUUUGUGCUGCCUGCAACAGUGUGGUUGGCAGGAUUUUUCAAUCCCCAGUCCUUCCUCACUGCUAUCAUGCAGUCCACGGCCAGAAAAAACGAAUGGCCACUGGACAAGAUGUGUCUUUCAGUGGAAGUGACCAAGAAAAACCGUGAGGAUAUAACAGCUCCACCCAGAGAAGGCUCCUAUGUGCAUGGAUUAUUCAUGGAAGGCGCUCGAUGGGACAUCCCUUCUGGUGUGAUCGCAGACGCUCGACUGAAGGAGCUGAUGCCCAUGAUGCCAGUCAUCUUCAUCAGAGCCAUCCCUGUGGAGCGCAUGGACACCAAGAACGUCUAUGAAUGUCCUCUCUAUAAGACACGGAUGCGAGGUCCCACCUACGUCUGGACCUUUAACCUAAAGACAAAAGAAAAAGCUGCUAAGUGGAUCCUUGCUGCUGUUGCUCUGCUCUUACAGAUCUAAACUUUGACUACGGAAACAGCAAAUGCUUUUACCUGCAAAA
Messenger RNA from Phaethon lepturus (White-tailed tropicbird), 2095 nucleotides. Its product is annotated as dynein heavy chain 17, axonemal-like. Gene Ontology annotation, molecular function: dynein intermediate chain binding; dynein light intermediate chain binding; minus-end-directed microtubule motor activity. The transcript has 11 exons. Gene Ontology annotation, biological process: microtubule-based movement. The record is from RefSeq and is a predicted model, not a curated record. The annotation marks the transcript as partial. NCBI's taxonomy places the organism in Eukaryota, Metazoa, Chordata, Aves, Phaethontiformes, Phaethontidae. Gene Ontology annotation, cellular component: dynein complex.